Molecule: messenger RNA, 1226 nt
Organism: Chrysoperla carnea
Lineage: Eukaryota; Metazoa; Arthropoda; Insecta; Neuroptera; Chrysopidae
Product: gastrula zinc finger protein XlCGF49.1-like
Exons: 2
Coding region: 337-1125 (262 amino acids)
Cellular component (GO): nucleus
Source: RefSeq, a predicted model, not a curated record
AAAAAAUAGAAAAAUUUGUAAAACCCUACGCCCAAAUCAUCUUAGUUUAUAAUCUUGAUGAGGAUAAUUUAUGUUGGUAAACAAACCCAGGACAAGGAAAUAAACAACUUGUUCUUUGGUGUGAGUAGUGAUGCUGCACAGCGGAAAAAAUACCUUUCUAAUUUCAAGGUUGACAUUAGGAUAACCAAUUGGUUUGUGUUAAAAGUGAUUUAACCUAAUAAUUUUUUUUAAAUAAGAACUUAAUCAAAAAAUUCUAAAUGUGAGCUAUUUAUUGAUGAGAAUAUUAUUAAAUGUAAGAUGAUGACACUACAGACUUGCUCAGAACAUUAAAUCAAAAUGUAUGUUGUAAACACGGUUGUGUGUAAAAUUUGUAAUAAAGCUUUUCCAGAUCAAUUUAGUUUGAUACAACAUGAAAAAACACAUACAGAAAUAUUAUUGAAUUCGUUGGUAUGUAAAAUAUGUAACGAAGUAUUCGCCGAUUUAUAUAAUUUAAAUCAACAUGAAAAGUCACAUAUAGUGAUUAAUUCAGUAGUGUGUAAAAUAUGUAACAAAGCUUUCCCAGAUCAGUAUACGUUGAAUCAACACGCAAAAACGCAUAAUAAUGAUAGUCGACCAUAUAAGUGUAAUAUAUGUGAGAAAACGUUUGCACAACAAAGUCAUUUAAACAAUCAUAAACGUUUGCACACGGGUGAGAGACCUUUUAAGUGUGAUAUAUGUGAUAAGACAUUUACGCAACAGAAUCACUUAAAUAGUCACACAAGAUUACAUACGGGUGAGCGGCCAUAUAAAUGUGAUGUUUGUGAAAAAUCAUUUACCCAGCAAAAUCAUCUGACUAGCCAUAAAAGACUUCAUACUGGUGAAAAACCAUAUAAAUGUAAUGUUUGUGAAAAACAAUUUACACAACAAAAUCAUUUAAAUAGUCAUAAACGAUUGCAUACUGGGGAAAAACCUUAUAAAUGUAGUGUUUGUUCGAAAAUAUUUACGCAACAAAAUCAUUUAACUACACAUAAGAAUAUGCAUGGUGGAGGUAGUGGUGCGAGUUCUGCUACAGUAGGUGCUACGACAGAUGAAUCAUCGUAUAAGUGUAAACUAUGUGAGAAAUCAACAUUUCUCACGAAUUUGUAAUAUUUUUUUUUUUUAGAUUCAAGUUCGCAUUAAUGUAAUAAAUUGUACUUUCAAUAAUAACAUGAUUUGUUCAAGUUUUCAAUAAAUUUUUUUAUUACAAA